AUGCAAAUCUCUCAAACCACAUCUCAUGAGGCAAAGACAUUUGCAGAUUAUUUACUUAAUAUUGGUAAUAGCACAGAACCAACAACUGAAAAUAAUCUAAUUCGCCUUCCUGAUGAAAUAGUUAUUUAUUCGCAAAGCAAUAAGGACUCUAUUAACUCACUAAUAGAUGCUAUAUAUUAUAAUCUUGCUAAAAAUAUCACAAAUACUACAUUUAUAACCAAGAGAGCAAUAUUAACCUCAUUAAACAGUGAUGUUGAAGAACUCAAUAAACAAAUAAUGGCUAAGUAUUCUGGAGAAUUACAUAUGUAUUAUAGCUUCGAUUCGGUGCCAGAAGAUAAUCUUAACUUAUAUCCUAUUGAAUACCUUAAUUUUCUAACACCUUAA
Messenger RNA from Cetraspora pellucida, 384 nucleotides. NCBI's taxonomy places the organism in Eukaryota, Fungi, Glomeromycota, Glomeromycetes, Diversisporales, Gigasporaceae. The record is from the annotation of a GenBank genome assembly.